Cyphomyrmex costatus is the source of this 3180-nucleotide messenger RNA. RefSeq names its product 43 kDa receptor-associated protein of the synapse homolog. The coding region runs from base 1412 to 3019 and encodes 535 amino acids. Gene Ontology annotation, cellular component: plasma membrane; neuromuscular junction. Lineage: Eukaryota; Metazoa; Arthropoda; Insecta; Hymenoptera; Formicidae. Gene Ontology annotation, biological process: positive regulation of neuromuscular synaptic transmission; synaptic transmission, cholinergic. The transcript has 10 exons. Gene Ontology annotation, molecular function: acetylcholine receptor binding; protein-membrane adaptor activity. The record is from RefSeq and is a predicted model, not a curated record.
UUUAAGUACAUCGUAGAUAAAAUAUAUAUAUAUAUAUAUAUAUAUAUAUUAUACGUGUGUUAAACCUUUUCAUAGAGAUCUAAAUAACGACGUUGACAAAUUACAUAGUAUAUCACGUUAAGCGAUAUCUCGAUCUAAUCAAAUAUCGAUAAUUCGAGAGACCGCACGAAAACUGUACACGCUGAAAAGAAAUAAUAUUCGCGGGAGAACGAAACUCUUAGAAAAUUAAGAGCCGUACAAUCGCGAGAAACGCGCGAACGAGCGAAACGUUAGAAACGAAGAAAAGUUACUUAAACAGGGUGAGAGAAGAAUAAGGAGAUACUUCAAUACUUGUACCGUGAGACUCGAGCGGUCGUAUGCGUUACAUGUGGUAACGAGUCGAAUACCUGAAACAAUCUUAAUCGAUCAGCUGAUCGGAAUAAACUGCCACGAAACCAUUUGCCAAUUACGUUAACGGAAAAAGAAAGAGAGGAAGCCUCAAACGGGACUCUCUGUUUCUCGUCAAUGCGCGCAAGUACUCGCGCGAGUCCACGGUGCUCAAUUAGGCAUAUAAGUACAAAGACACGCGGGCGUGCAAAUUAUUUUUCUCGACCGAGGUGUGCAUCCCUAUACGUUAGUAAAUAAGUGUAUCGAGUCUGUCCAAAAAGAAGAAAAAAAAAAAAAUCCCCUGAGUGAGGAAAUCAACUCAGACGAUCCUCAAUCUACCUCAACGACUAUCGGGCUCAGCUCCACUUCCUUCGAACGUAUCCCUCGAUAAGGAACCCUUGAGAAACAAUCACGUAUUGCGAAUCUCUAAGUCUAACUGAAAGUCCUAGAACUUACAAUCUUCCAUCGACCUUCGACUAUUAUUACUUCGCAUUCUUGGAGCAAGAGAUACCCUUUCACGUUCCAUCGCACAAAUUACUGAAGUAGAGUUUCUCUCGAUCGAACUCGAAACACUUUUGAGACAGGUGUUUCAUUCCGUUCGUUAUUAUACUAAUGCGAGUAUUUUGGCGCUACUAAACAUGAGGAACGCCAAAUGAAUAUGUAAGAUGUUCGAUGUAAGCAGAUCCACAGCCCUUGUGUGUUUUGAGUCGCGCGAAAUUACGACUGUUGUUCGCACAAUCCUCGAGCUUCUCGGGCGAUAGAUAAAACUCGAUAGCAAUCGUAAUACCGAGUACCUGUCUUUGGAAUCGAUUGAAUGCGGACGAUUAAAGUUUCAAGCCGGCGCACGUUGUAUCACGUGCGUGAUCACGCAUUGUGCAAUUCGCAAAAUCAAGAAAGUGAUAUGCUUCAUCUCACGUGGGUGUGCGGACGUGAUAAUGCUGGCGGCGAGAGAUGGGAUUAGAGCGUCAAGAGGAAGAGAAAGAGAGAAGAAACAGCUGCACCGCGGGACGGAGAGAAGAAAUCGCAUCAAGAAAGACGCACAGCCAUGUCAUGGGAGUCUAUCUCGUCCAGGGAUUACCUCGGCGGAUCGGCGAGUCAUCAACUCUCGGCGACCGCACUGCUGGGUAGCCCUGAUGGGUCGAGACAUCCACUCGAUGUCUGCGAAUUCACCGAAGAGGAUUAUCGACAUCAAAAUGGCAACGGUAAUAAUGGUCAUUACCAAAAUAGAUCGGGUAUAUGGGGUUGUUUCAUAAGCUGCAGAAAACGGUUCGAUCAACAAUUAGCACGAAGAAGGGUGGAGCAAGGCUUAAAAUUGUACAGAGCUCAUAAACAACAAGCCGCGGUUAGAAAAUGGAGGGUCGCCUUGAAGAGUAUCAGACAUCGCGAGGAUAAAUUCGCUCUUCUCGGUUACUUGUAUCAGGCGUACAUGGAUUGGGGCAAAUACAAUGAUAGCAUCGAAUUCGGUAACAUGCAAUUAUGCAUUUCGGAGGAAUUGGAUUCGCCGAACAUGCGGGCAGAAGCGUAUUUAAACUUGGCCAGAGCUCACGAGAGAUUAGGCGCCCUGGAUAGAGCGUUAGAUUACGCUCGGCACAGCUUGUAUAACGAGUGCGAUCAGUGCGCGACUGCUGGAUUAGUUCACUUAACCGUAGGCAGAGUCCACUUAGAGCUAGCAGGAUUCUGUAAAGCCUUGGAAGCAUUUCAAAGAGCCCACAAAAUCGCCCACUCCAUUCAAGAUCCCUCCUUAGAACUGCAGGUGUACGUUGGUCUGUCGGAACUUUUCUGCAGAUUACACGACGCGGAUAAGAGCGCAAGAUACGCGGCGAGAGCUUACGAUCUCUCCAGAAGUUUACAGCUCGGAGAUCUAAAUUCGCGUCAUCACAGGGCGGCGUUACUACAAAUGGCCGCGGCGCUCAGAAAGAAGGGCGAGCUUGGCGACGCUCUUGAUUACUGUUCGGAAGCAACACGGCUAUCGCUAGUUGCUGGUGACCAGGCCAGUUACGCUCGAAGCAUCCGAAUUCUGGGAGACAUUUAUAGAAAGAAAUCGGAUAUAAAUAAAGCAUUCCGACAGUACGAGAGCGCGAUGGGCUCAGCGGGUACGAGCGGUGAUCGAGUAUGCCAGAUGGAAGCGAUGGACGGCGCGGCGAGAUGCCUGGAAGCUCUUAGGCUUCAACACAAGAUAUGCAAUUGCAGACCCCUCGAGUUCAAUACUAGGCUCUUGGAAGUGGCGGGAUCGGUUGGCGCCAAGUUUCUGGUGCGAACAGUCAGAUUCAGAUUGUCGAGAAUUUAUGGGUCUUUGGGAGACGACGAACAGAAAGGACAUUAUGAGAGAUUGGCGGCUGCGAUGGAGGAAGAUUUAGAGUUACGAUGUGGGAGCUGCAAUGAAUCUUUCGGUCUGGAAGCUGAUUCUCUGGAAGCGUUACCUUGCUCUCACAUAUUACACGCUCGAUGCGCAUAUGACAUCUUAAAGAGACGUGACAAGAAGAAGAAACGUUUAUGUCCCGAUUGCCACAAGUCUGUCAGUUCACGGCUGUACCUGCAUUGCGAAGAUCCUCACGGCAUGAAUACUCUAAAUCAUAGUUCCUUGAGCCUGGCGUCAUUGAGGGCCAGCAGCCUAGCAACACUUGAGGACUGUCAUGCGACGAGUAGUGUUUAAAAAAAAAAAAAAACACGCGACAUAUUUCGGUUUAUUUUAACGCGUUGGUAUCCGCAUGCGAUUAGAUAACUUUAAGGAAUCAUAAUGUGGAAGAUGAGAAAGCCAAAGGAAAGUAGUAUGAUACAAAAAGAUUUAAUGGCAAUAAAAAGUGCACGCCUCGA